GAAAAAACAGCCCUUUAUAUCGACAGAAGAAAAUACACAUUUUGCAGCAUUCAUCAUUGCACCCUUUUCAAAAUCGAACAUAAUAGAUUUUGGACUGAGUAGAUAAACCUGUAUCGAAAAUUUACAAUGGCAGAACAUUCAGAAUCAGUACUUGGAAACAAUACGUUUUAUUACUUAUUACGCGACUAAACACGUGAAGUUUGAUCUUUGAUGUGGUAUUGUGGCAAUAGAAUACUUGAGAUUGGAUAAUCUAUAAAUGAUCCUGGUUGUCAGUGGGUGUAAUAAUGAAAUGCAAUUAACAAGGAGAGCUUAUAACCAUAUUGUGUGUGUAUACUCAUAGGUAUACCUAUAAGCCUUAAAAAAUCCUAAUAUCAUAUCUACACAUUGUUUUUUACACCUAUUACAUUAAAGUCUGUAUUGGAUAAAAUUGUAAGCAUGGUUAACUACAUAAAAUCGCGUCUAUUACAAUCACGCCUAUUUAAAAAACUGUGAAUCAAUGGAAGCUCAGCACGUAUGUUUACUUUUACAUUGUGAAGUAAGAUGGUUAUCGCGAGGUAAAGUUCUAAAUCGAAUUCUGGAACUUAAGAAUGAAUUGUUAAUGUUUUUUCAAAACGAAGGUAACACUGUUUUUAUAUCUUUUCUUACAGACGAUAUUUGGUGUGUUAAAAUGGCAUAUUUAGCUGAUAUUUUUAAUUAUUUAAAUAGCGUAAAUGCUGGUAUGCAAGGUAAAAACGAAAAUAUUCUUACACCCACGGAUAAACUAUUAACAAUUAAAAAAAAUAUAUCUUUUUGGAGAACGCGUAUAAUUCAAAAAAAUACGGUAGACAUGUUUCCUUCAAUUAAAAAUAAUAAUGAAAUAAUUCCUAUUAUAACAGAACAUUUAGCAUUAUUAGAAGAAAAAAUCAAGAAAUACUUUCCUGAAUUGAAUAUUGAAAAGUAUGAUUGGAUACGAAAUCCAUUUUCUACCAUCAACACGUCAAGUUAUGAAUUUACGUUAGAAGAAGAGGAAGAAUUCAUAACGCUAACAACAGAUCGAACUCUAAAAAUAAAAUUUUCCGAAAUAACAGUAGAAGAAUUUUGGAUUUCAGUUCAAACCGAAUUUAAAAAAAUUUCUGAAAAAGCAAUUUCAAUAUUAUUACAGUUUUCAACAUCAUACUUAUGUGAGCUUGGAUUUUCAACACUGACGAAUAUCAAAACAAAGAAACGAGAAAGGCUGACAAAUAUUGAAGAGGAAAUGAGAGUAGCAAUAUCGUACAUACGGCCAGAUAUUGAAAAUAUCUGUAAAAAUCAUCAGGCACAAAUAUCUCAUACAAAUUGUGUUCCUCGAAAAUCUUGUAAAAUGUUAAGUGUUCCGUCAUUCGAAAAAGGUUAAGAACCACUGGUGUAGAGUGUAAGUAUAUAAUCAACC
Molecule: messenger RNA, 1408 nt
Organism: Myzus persicae (green peach aphid)
Lineage: Eukaryota; Metazoa; Arthropoda; Insecta; Hemiptera; Aphididae
Product: zinc finger BED domain-containing protein 5-like
Exons: 3
Coding region: 497-1372 (291 amino acids)
Source: RefSeq, a predicted model, not a curated record